AUGAACAUUAUCUCGAACACGAUCCGAAAUUGUGAUAACUGGCUGGGAUACACCUAUCUGUGUCUUUUCGUGCAAAUACGCUUUGCUCACUGGGUCUCGGACGAAGGAUUGACGGAGACAUUAAAGAUGGGUAUUGGGUAUUUCCACGAGGCAAUGGAUUCGUUGGGUGCGGUAUGGUCGAUUCUCGGUGCUAGUGACAUGCUCAUCAUAAUGGGUGUGCAGUAUUACGAAGGAAAGCAGCAUCGAUACAUCGACUAUCUCAAUACGGAUGUCCUGCAAAUAAUGGGCCGAGAUACGAUGAAACGCGUCCUCACGUGGCAACAGACGAGGAGGGACUUAGAAGAAAUUCUUGGCGAAGAGUCUUUCCAUUGA
Messenger RNA from Desarmillaria tabescens, 372 nucleotides. RefSeq lists its product as uncharacterized. The transcript has 3 exons. Lineage: Eukaryota; Fungi; Basidiomycota; Agaricomycetes; Agaricales; Physalacriaceae. The record is from RefSeq and is a predicted model, not a curated record. The coding region runs from base 1 to 372 and encodes 123 amino acids.